GAGAGUGUGCUGUGUACAGCGUGGGGUUCCUGGCUGUGGUCGCUGGGUGAUGUUGGCUCAGACAUGCAGGUCUCCAAUAUCAAUGAUGUGAAGAUCUAUAACCUGAGCUGCGGGAAGUCUCUGCCGGAGUGGCUGUCGGAUCGUAAGAAGAGAGCUCUACAGAAGAAAGAUGUGGACAUCCGGAGGAGGAUUGAACUCAUUCAGGACUUUGACAUGCCCACAGUCAGCACCAACAUCAAAGUCUCCAGGGACGGCCAGUACAUCAUGGCGACCGGGACAUACAAGCCCCGGAUUCGCUGUUUUGACACUUACCAGCUGUCUCUGAAAUUUGAAAGGUGUUUGGAUGCGGAUGUGGUCAAAUUUGAUAUCUUAUCCGAGGACUAUUCAAAGAUUAUCUUCCUGCAGAGUGACAGAUAUGUAGAAUUCCAUUCUCAGCAUGGCCGUUACUACAGGCUUAGGAUACCAAAGUUUGGAAGAGAUUUUUCUUAUCAUUACCCGUCCUGUGACCUGUAUUUUGUUGGGGCAAGCUCUGAGGUGUUCCGGCUAAAUUUAGAACAGGGGAGAUUUCUGAAUUCCCUCCAGACUGAUGGCUCACAGCUCAAUGUCUGUGACAUCAAUUCCACACACCAUUUAUUUGCUGCUGGCACAACAGAGGGGAAGGUGGAAUGCUGGGAUCCACGGACAAGAACGCGGGUGGGGAUUCUGGACUGCGCCUUGAACAGUGUUACAGAGGAUACAGAAAUUAAUGGCAUACCAUCUGUAUCUGCCCUGAAAUUUAAUGGACCUCUGCAAAUGGCUGUAGGCACUUCAACCGGCCAGGUGCUGCUCUAUGACCUCCGCUCAAACCGCCCCCUGAUUGUCAAAGACCACCAGUACGGGCUGCCUAUCAAGUCCAUCCAGUUUCACAGUCCUCUAGAGCUGGUUAUAAGUGCGGACUCCCGAAUCAUCAAAUUGUGGAAUAAAGAUAAUGGUAAAAUCUUUACAUCGAUUGAACCAGAGGCUGAUGUGAAUGAUGUGUGCCUAUAUCCUAAUUCAGGAAUGCUGUUCACAGCUAAUGAAGCACCAAAAAUGAACGUCUACUAUAUUCCGGCCCUGGGCCCUGCUCCGAAGUGGUGCUCGUUCUUGGAUAACCUGACUGAAGAGCUGGAAGAAAACCCAGAGACAACUGUGUAUGAUGAUUAUAAGUUUGUCACUAAAAAGGAUCUGGAGGACCUUGGGCUCGCACAUCUCAUUGGGUCUCCCUUGCUCCGAGCAUACAUGCAUGGCUACUUUAUUGAUAUACGGUUGUAUCUCAAGGUGAAAGCCAUGGUGAAUCCAUUUGCUUAUGAAGACUACAGAAGGGAGAAGAUCAGGCAGAAGAUAGAGGAAACCCGGGCACAGCGUGUUCAGAUCAAGAAACUACCAAAGGUCAACAAGGAACUGGCCCUCAAGUUAUUAGAAGAGGAAGAAGACGAGCGGCCAUUGCAGAAAAAGAAACAAAAGCAAAUGCCGAACAUACUCAGCGAUGAUCGAUUUAAAGCCAUGUUCGAGAAUCCAGACUUCCAAGUGGAUGAGAAGAGCGAUGAGUUCCGACUGCUGAACCCUCUUGUGUCUAAAAUGAGCCAGAAGAGGAAGAAGAAGCUGAAAGCAAUGGCGGAGUUGCAGACUAAGGAUCAGGAGGAAGAGGAAGAGCCAGAAGGAAAACCAAGUGAUGCAGAGAGCUCCGAAUCUUCCGAUGAUGAAAAGGCAUGGGUCGAAGAAGUCAGGAAACAGCGCAAGCUCAUACGCCAAGAGGGAAAAGCCAAGAGGCAGGAAAGGGAGAAAGAAGAUAAACAAACAACUCUCAAGCCUCAGUUUUAUGAGAUAAAAGCAGGGGAGGAAUUCCGCAGCUUCCAGGAUGCAGCGAAGAAGCAAAAGUUGAUGAGCAAAACGCUUGAGGAUCGCCUCAAGGUAGAAGAGAAACUUGGAGCGCUCAAUGUUGCCGAUGCAGCAGUGGGAAGCAAACAGUUGACAUUCACACUGAAGAAGUCUGAACAACAGAAGAAGAGACAAGAAGCAGAAAAACAACAUAAAGAGGAGAGGAAAAAACUGCGCCGUGCAGCUGGACACUUGAGGGGCAAACCAGCAAAAGGGAGACCAUUUUAUUAGAAGACUGGACCUUGUCCCAGAACCAAUGUGAA
Messenger RNA from Nanorana parkeri, 2159 nucleotides. RefSeq names its product nucleolar protein 10 (gene NOL10). The coding region runs from base 64 to 2127 and encodes 687 amino acids. Gene Ontology annotation, biological process: maturation of SSU-rRNA from tricistronic rRNA transcript (SSU-rRNA, 5.8S rRNA, LSU-rRNA). The record is from RefSeq and is a predicted model, not a curated record. The transcript has 21 exons. Lineage: Eukaryota; Metazoa; Chordata; Amphibia; Anura; Dicroglossidae. Gene Ontology annotation, cellular component: nucleus; small-subunit processome; 90S preribosome. Gene Ontology annotation, molecular function: protein binding.